This is a messenger RNA of Papaver somniferum (opium poppy), 1224 nucleotides long. RefSeq lists its product as uncharacterized. Bases 1 to 1224 code for a protein of 407 amino acids. The transcript is spliced from 4 exons. The record is from RefSeq and is a predicted model, not a curated record. Lineage: Eukaryota; Viridiplantae; Streptophyta; Magnoliopsida; Ranunculales; Papaveraceae.
AUGACGGAGUUGCUUUUAGCUCAGUCACCUAUUCCUUCCUCUCAAGAGAUUGUUUCUUCUCAAGAUAUCCCCAUGUCUCAAGAACGUACAUACAAUGGAAAGUUGGCAAUUAAAAGAUCUUGCAAGGCAGCUGAAUGGGAGUUUAUUAUAAAAGGUGUUGGUCAAGAUUUUUAUGGAGGACGAGAUGAAGCUCGUCUUUUUGUUGAGAAAUAUAACCAUUUUUUUGGUCGCAGGGUGAGAGUCGUCAAGAGAAAUCCAGAACGAUAUACGGUGGAAUGUUAUUACAAGGAGAAAUUGGAAUGCGACUGGAUGUUCCAUGUAGCUCCCAAGACUUCCAAUGUGAAGGUCACUUAUUCCUCAAGGCCUAUAACGGGGAACAUAAAUGCUGUGCUGAUUGAACAGAAUCCCAACAAGAAAGCCAGGGAUAUUGUUAGAGAACUCAAAAGUGAUUAUGGGUUGGAAGUGAGCUACGAUCAGGCGCAUGCCGGGAAAGAAUUAUGUUUCAAGGAAUUGUAUGGCGAGGACAUUAAAUCAUACACUGACUUGAGAUGGUGGUGUGAAGCCGUGAAGAAACACGAUCCAGGUAGUAGGGCUGAUUUAGUUGUUGAAGGUGGCGAGUUUAAGAGUUUGUUCUUAGCCUUCGAUGCUUGCAUCUCUGGUUCCGAAUAUUGUCGCCCGGUACUGUUCUUGGAUGCAACUUUCCUAACUGGAAAAUUUAGGGGUUGUCUUAUGGCGGCUACCGGGAAGAAUGGGAAUAAUGGAAUAUUUCCUCUGGCAUAUGGUAUCGUAUCAGCUGAAACUGUUGAGAAUUGGCAUUGGUUCUUGAAGAAACUAGAAUCUAUCUUGGGUCCUCGUCAUUUGAAGAAUAAUGUCCGCAGUAAGACCAACAAGAAAAAGGGAGAGCAUUGUGCUGCGAUGGGUUUGUUCAAAGAAUGUUUUUAUUCAUCGACUCAUGAAGGCUUUGAUCAGGGUAUGCAAAAGUUGAAGGAUAUGGGAUGUGAUGGUCUUCACAAAUUUUUGAGUGAGAUUCCAGUGGAAUGUUGGUCCAAUGCACAUUGUCUGGUCUAUCGUUACGGCGACAUGUGUUCAAACAUUGCAGAGUCCUUUAACUCUUGGAUCAAGGAAGCAAAAGGUAUGCCUAUUGCAACACUUGUUAACUGGAUCAGACUUAAAAUUAUGGAACAUAUGAGUACAAGGAAGAGGAAGGGGGCGACGUAUAAAUGA